UUAAACCUUUCUGUCCGUUCCGCUCGCUUGACAGACACCGUUCUGCUGCUCGCCCUAAAGCGAUUCCAAAGAUCUAACAUGCAAGCGAUACAAAGACACUAGUUCACACAGAAAAGAUGGAGGACGUGGCCUCAGCCCCUGUUCUCGCAGGCCCGUCCCAGCCCGCGUUUUCCCACCCGUCGGCCUCCGAGCGUCGGAAACGCAAGUCUGGCACCGCUAACAUCUUUCAGGGAGUAAACCUGAGGCAGCUCAGACGGCUCUUCCAAGCGGCGGGGGACCCGGACCCCGAGCAGAGAGCCCGGAUGGUGUGGGGGAACCGGAGAGCAGCGGGUGGAGAGGAAGAGGACGAGGACGAGGACGGAGCGAUGGCGGAGGUGGAGACGGGUUUGGCUCAGGCGCUGGUGGGACUCCGAGUCCGAGCGCGGAACCGAAGUGGCCUCAGGGUGGAGUCUCAUAAAGACAGCACAGGAACAAGAUGGGUGCGAGCGUUCGGUCAUCUCAUAAUCAACGAGGGCUCACUGGGACAGACGUCUGAAGUCAUCACUGGAGAUGAAGAUAAUGCCAACAAUGAUGAUGACGAUGCAUCUGCUUUGGGAGCCUGUGGGGGGCAGAGCUCUUUUGAGGCUGGAUCAUGUGACCAAGCUGACUUCCUGCCCCCAGAGGAAGAGACUCAGGGGCCCUCGGGUGGCCCCAGAUGGAGCUGGAACGGUGUUCAGGAGAAGGACCCCGAGCGAUACCUGCACCGGAUCCGACACUGAGGCAGCAGAGCGGCAUCCAAUCAGAUUACUGCCUGAGAGACUCGCUGUCACCGUAGAUUUACUUGAAGCCACCGCCUCAAUCAAACACUAGACUUAAUCGAGCAACGAUCAACACUACAGCACCUGCAACGGCCAGGAAGGCACAUUAACAAUAAUCCCGCAGGAUUACACUCCUUUUAUACCUUAACACACUGUUUACGGGUUUGUGCCAUUCUUACAUCCUCAGACCUGAUUGCACAAUAACAGUCAAACACUAUUAUAGGGAUAGUUCACCCAAAAAUGACAGUUCUGUCUUAAUUUACUCACCCUCAUGUCGUUACAAAUCCAAAUGACCUGCGUUCUAAUGCAGAACACAAAAGGAGGUGCUCAUGCUGCUCUUUUCUACACUGACAAAAAAUCCACAGCAAAACUAUUAAAAAUACAACAACUUUUUUGGAGCAAAUCUUGCAAAACCUGUCUAGGUCACAUUAUACCCAAAGGCAAAAGCAGUGAGAUAACGUUUUUUCAUAAAGCAAAUGAAGACAAACAAACAAAACAUUACUUGCAAUGCAAUAAUGAUACAUUGUUCAUAUUGUAAACGUAUUUAUGCUAAAAAAAAGAUAUCGUAUUUCAGUAACGAUAGUCACCUUUCAUGCAAGUAGAUGUACUUAAGUGUCUAUCAGUGAACUGAGGCAGUUAAACUCCAAAAAAAAAAAACAUAAAAUCACCAAAAAAAUGUGAUUUAUAUAUUUUUGUCAUUUUUUGUGUCUGUGCCCAUUCACUGUCACUGCAUUUAUACUCAUUGUAAUUAUUUUAUACU
Sinocyclocheilus anshuiensis is the source of this 1557-nucleotide messenger RNA. RefSeq lists its product as uncharacterized. The transcript is spliced from 3 exons. The record is from RefSeq and is a predicted model, not a curated record. The coding region runs from base 117 to 758 and encodes 213 amino acids. Lineage: Eukaryota; Metazoa; Chordata; Actinopteri; Cypriniformes; Cyprinidae.